Aspergillus mulundensis is the source of this 1101-nucleotide messenger RNA. It is a transcript of the gene leu2A, whose product is annotated as 3-isopropylmalate dehydrogenase LEU2. The coding region runs from base 1 to 1101 and encodes 366 amino acids. The transcript is spliced from 6 exons. The record is from RefSeq and is a predicted model, not a curated record. NCBI's taxonomy places the organism in Eukaryota, Fungi, Ascomycota, Eurotiomycetes, Eurotiales, Aspergillaceae. Gene Ontology annotation, biological process: L-leucine biosynthetic process. Gene Ontology annotation, molecular function: 3-isopropylmalate dehydrogenase activity; NAD binding; magnesium ion binding. Gene Ontology annotation, cellular component: cytosol.
AUGCCGUCCUACAACAUAGUUGUCUUUGGGGGAGACCACUGUGGUCCUGAGGUGACCGCAGAGGCUGUCAAGAUCCUCCGUGUGAUCGAAAAGAGCCGUGAUGAUAUCACCUUCAACCUCCAAGAUCACCUGCUCGGUGGUUGCUCAAUCGACGCCACAGGCUCUCCUCUUACCGACGAAGCUCUUGAUGCUGCGAAGAACGCCGACGCCGUGUUCCUCGGUGCCAUUGGUGGCCCGAAAUGGGGAACUGGCACCGUGCGUCCCGAGCAGGGUAUUCUCAAGCUGCGCAAGGAGAUGGGCACGUUCGCCAACCUGCGACCAUGCAACUUCGCCGCCCCCUCUCUCGUAGAGAGCUCUCCUCUUCGCCCCGAAGUCUGCCGCGGCGUCGACUUCAACAUCAUCCGUGAAUUGACCGGUGGUAUCUAUUUCGGCGACCGCAAGGAGGACGAUGGAAGCGGCUUCGCCCUGGACACGGAACCCUACUCGCGCGCUGAGAUUGAACGGAUUACGCGUCUUGGUGCCCACCUCGCCCUGCAGCACAACCCCCCUCUUCCCGUAUGGAGCUUGGACAAGGCCAACGUCCUCGCUACUAGCCGUCUGUGGCGCAAGACCGUCACCGAGGUCAUGGCCAAGGAGUUCCCCCAGCUCAAGAUCGAGCACCAGCUUAUUGACUCCGCUGCUAUGAUCAUGGUCAAGGACCCCCGCAAGCUGAACGGUAUCGUCAUCACCAGCAACCUAUUCGGUGACAUUAUCUCGGACGAGGCUAGCGUUAUCCCGGGCUCCCUGGGUCUGCUGCCCAGUGCUAGUUUGAGCAGCAUCCCUGAUGGAACUGGCAAGGUUAACGGUAUCUACGAGCCUAUCCACGGUUCCGCCCCAGACAUUUCUGGAAAGGGCAUUGUCAACCCCGUCGCUGCCAUCCUCUCCGUAGGCUUGAUGAUGCAGUACUCUUUCGCUCUCUUCGAUGAGGCUCGUGCCGUUGCAACGGCCGUGAGCAACGUCAUCGAGUCCGGUGUCCGCACCGGCGACAUUGGCGGCAAGGCUUCCACCAAGGAGGUCGGUGACGCCGUUGCCGCUGAACUGGAGAAGCUCCUCAAGAAAUAA